Messenger RNA from Scatophagus argus, 1758 nucleotides. It is a transcript of the gene pus1, whose product is annotated as pseudouridine synthase 1. The coding region runs from base 297 to 1583 and encodes 428 amino acids. NCBI's taxonomy places the organism in Eukaryota, Metazoa, Chordata, Actinopteri, Scatophagidae. The transcript is spliced from 6 exons. Gene Ontology annotation, biological process: tRNA pseudouridine synthesis; mRNA pseudouridine synthesis. The record is from RefSeq and is a predicted model, not a curated record. Gene Ontology annotation, molecular function: pseudouridine synthase activity; RNA binding. Gene Ontology annotation, cellular component: nucleus.
GUUAACGUUGGCCAUGUGUGUGUUCCCUGCUUGCCGCAUCUACUACGUUAACUGUUAGCAACAGUUAGGGUACAGUUUGCACUUUAUUUAUAAAUACAUAUAUAUAUAUAGAAGCACAGUCAGUACAGUUUUGGUUUAAAGACUGACAUACGUUUUUAGCAGGCUAUAUUUCGUCAACGGAUUAUUAAAGUUAAUUUUAUCUGAAUAUUUUGUUCUGCUCCGCGUUAGCUUCCAUAGCUUCCUCAGCUGAUAUGCAAGUUUGCAUCUUUUAGUUCCAUGAACAGGCUCAGCCUGAUAUGCUUAAAAUUCGACCGCUAUUGAGUGCCUUAGUUAAGAGGAGACCGACAUCAGAGAGAAACGGGGGCUUUUGUAAGUUCUUUUGCAAUAUGAGUGAAGAAUCCAGAGAUGAGCAGACUGCCAAGCAGCAGAAAAGAGCCAACGAGGAAAAUGAAAACUCACCUGAGAUGGUUCAGGCUACAAAGAGAAUAAAAGCAGAGGGGGAACACACUGAAGAUGAAAAGAAAUAUCCCAAAAAGAAAGUGGUCCUCCUCAUGGCGUACUCUGGAAAGGGAUACUAUGGGAUGCAAAGAAACCCUGGAUCCUCUCAGUUUAGGACCAUUGAAGACGAUCUGGUCGCUGCACUUAUUAAAUCUGGUUGUAUUCCAGAAAACCAUGGCGAUGAUAUGAAGAAGAUGUCUUUCCAAAGAUGUGCCAGAACAGAUAAGGGUGUAUCUGCAGCUGGUCAAGUGGUCUCUCUAAAGCUGCGGUUAAUUGAUGAUCUCAUUGAAAAAAUCAAUGAGCAUCUGCCACCGCAGAUCAGAGUACUCGGCCUUAAGCGAGUGACCCAGAGUUUCAAUUCCAAAAACAACUGUGAUGCACGUACAUACUCUUAUAUGCUUCCAACAGUGGCCUUCUCCCCAAAAGACUAUGAUACUGGGAAUAAAGCAGACUUUCGCCUUGAGCCAGAGACAAUUCAGAGGGUGAACCGCCUGUUUGCUCUCUACAAAGGCACACAUAACUUCCACAACUUCACCUCUCAAAAGGCUCCAAAUGACCCUAGUGCUCGCCGCUACAUCACAGAGAUGUCUUGCGGAGAGCCUUUCAUCUGCAGCAAUAAUGAAUUUGCAGUGAUCACUGUGCGAGGCCAGAGCUUUAUGCUGCACCAAAUCCGCAAGAUGAUUGGCCUGGUGAUUGCAGUGAUAAAGGGCUAUGCGAAGGAGGAUGUGAUAGAACAGAGCUGGGGACAGGAGAAAGUGGAUGUGCCCAAAGCUCCAGGACUGGGUCUGGUCUUGGAAAGGGUUCACUUUGACCGGUACAACAAACGAUUUGGAGGGGAUGGGCUGCAUGAGCGUCUGGAAUGGGACCGCGAGGAAGAGGCAAUCAAGACCUUCAAGGAGGCAUACAUCUACCCUACCAUUGUUGAGACAGAGUUGCAGGAGGGUUCCAUGGUCAGCUGGAUGUCCACACUUCCUAUCCAUGACUUUGAAGCCACAGCUACUGACACUCGAGACAAUAAGGACCAGAAACUGGUAACUGGACGUGAUACUAGAGACAUUGCAGAUGUACGGAAUGAUUCAGAUUAGGUCACCCUGUCUGCUGAAUGAAGAGACAUUUUCUCUCCAAAACGUUAUCUCUCUUCUGUUGGGAAUAGAUUUCCUUUUGAGUCUUUCUUCCAAGAUACUUUUUUUAGUGGAAUUAAAUUCUGUUUCUUGUCAAACAAACAACACGUUAAUAAAAGCCUCUGUGUUCUUUACUAUA